GUAAACAGAGGACGGCAGCAGCUGAGCGACACGUCCGCACAGGGACCAGCAGGGCCAAUAUGUCCCACUGAAAUGGCCUUAAAGUAAAAAUAUAGAUAUUCCAGUAGACUUUAGACGGGGUCGUGUCGGUGUGGAGUUUGAUAUAAAUGGAGGGAGACGCCGCUGUGGCUCUGGCCGCGGAGAGAUACGGCUCCGGAGAGUCAUGGAGGUUUUUCUUAAAGGACGGAAGACUGGAGAGGAGAAGAGACAGGAGGGAGGGAGCAGCGGCUGGGAGCUCUGUUAUCAGCGUGUUCAAAAGUGUCUUCCUGCCGCAGGGAUACCCGGACAGCGUCAGCGGCGACUACCUGAACUACCAGCUCUGGGACACAGUGCAGGCUUUCUGCAGCUCUCUGUCGGGCACGCUGGCCACACAGGCCUCCCUGCGGGGUGUGGGUGUCGGAAACCAGGAGGCCACCGUGGCUGCAGCCACCGUCACCUGGUUACUGAGAGAUGGCACCGGCAUGCUGGGGCGGAUCCUGUUCGCCUGGAGGAAAGGGAGCAAACUGGACUCGGAGGCCAAAAAAUGGAGGCUUUUCGCUGACGUUCUCAACGAUGUCGCCAUGUUCAUGGAAAUACUGGCUCCCAACUUCCCCGCUUGUUUCACCUUGAUCGUGUGCACCGCAGGGAUAUUCAAGUCCAUUGUUGGAGUCGCAGGUGGAGCCACCAGAGCCGCCCUGACCGUCCAUCAGGCCCGCAGGGACAACAUGGCGGACAUCUCUGCUAAAGAUGGGAGUCAGGAGACUCUGGUGAACCUGGCUGGUCUGCUGGUCAGUCUGAUACUGAUCCCCCUCGUCACCGACAAUCCAGCGCUGACCCUUGGCCUCUUCUUCCUCUUCACCAUCUUCCACCUGUACGCCAACUACAGGGCGGUGCGCUCGGUUGUCAUGGAGACCUUCAACGAGGCGCGGCUGUCCAUCGUGUUGCGUCGGUACCUGAGGGACGGGCGGGUCCUCGCUCCUCCGGAGGCCAAUCGGAGCGAGCCGGUUUUCUUGGAUUUUAGGAAAACAGUGCCGAUCAGACUCGGAGUGAGCCUGAAGGAACUUGUGCAAAGCCAAGAGGAGCUGAGUUUGGCUUUGAGGAACAACAACAUGCCUUAUCUCUUAGGAGUGAGAAAUGGGUGUGUGUGUGUUUGCCUGGGACCGGAAGCGUCUGUGUGUGACGAAAUCAGAGCGAUGUGCCAAGCGAUUUGCCUCAGCGGUGCAUUGGACCCUGCAGCACCGCUCGCUGUCAUACAAAAGAGCCAAAAUCACUGGGAAAUGGUGCAUGACAGCCACAAGCUGAUGGACCAGAUUUUCAAUCCGUUUCUCAAAGGUGCAGAGGCGGCCGGAUGGCAGAUCAGUCGAACUCUGCUGAGCUGGGACGAGUGGAGAGUCGAGUGGAAAACAAAGAGCAGCUGAAGUGACGCAUUUCCCUCCCUGAUUAUUCUGUCACGGCCUUUUCAUAUUGUAGUACUCUCUGAAUAAAGCCAAAGUGAUUUUUAGUAAUCCA
This is a messenger RNA of Myripristis murdjan (pinecone soldierfish), 1527 nucleotides long. RefSeq names its product RUS family member 1 (gene rusf1). The transcript has 14 exons. Lineage: Eukaryota; Metazoa; Chordata; Actinopteri; Holocentriformes; Holocentridae. The record is from RefSeq and is a predicted model, not a curated record. Bases 147 to 1436 code for a protein of 429 amino acids.